Molecule: messenger RNA, 3285 nt
Organism: Misgurnus anguillicaudatus (oriental weatherfish)
Lineage: Eukaryota; Metazoa; Chordata; Actinopteri; Cypriniformes; Cobitidae
Source: RefSeq, a predicted model, not a curated record
GUCUGUGUGCUCGCGGUCAGAGCGCGCGACUCCACCCAACGGCAGAAGCACAAAACAAGUUGACGAGCGCCGCGCGAGUCAUGACGUUUGAGAGGAUCUCGUGAAGAAUAAACUCUAGGCAAACUCUUAACAAAAAGCAUGUAACGAGCUGUCGACGAGCGAUUAAACCAUCUGGAAUUAAUAAAAGUAACUGAAAAGUCGAUUUUAGGAAGGAGUCAUGGUCGCGGAGUGUCGAGUGUGACGGAGUUUAAAGCUAACUGAGCGCAGCUAGCCCGGGAGUUUGGCGUCGCGAGCAGUUUCACGAACAGUGAAAAUAUAGUGAUAAAGAGAGUUUUAGUACAAAGUAGUGAAAGUUAAAGCUAUUUAGGUGUCUAUCUGAAAGUUUAUUUGCUGUGUAGUUGGUCUGUGGACGGUUGGAGAUGGCUCAGUCGCCGGUAGCUGUUCAAGUUCCUGGAAUGCAGAACAGUCAAGUGGACCCUGAGGAGCUGUUCACUAAACUAGAGCGCAUCGGGAAGGGCUCAUUUGGUGAGGUGUUUAAAGGUAUCGACCGCCGCACUCAGAACGUAGUGGCCAUCAAGACCAUCGAUCUUGAGGAGGCAGAAGAUGAAAUCGAAGACAUCCAACAGGAGAUCACCGUUCUCAGCCAGUGCGACAGUCCACAUGUUACCAAAUACUACGGCUCAUACCUGAAGGGCAGUAAACUAUGGAUCAUAAUGGAAUAUUUGGGAGGAGGUUCAGCUCUGGAUCUGCUGCGAGCUGGACCCUUUGAUGAAUGCCAGAUAGCCACUAUGCUAAAAGAAAUACUGAAAGGUUUGGACUACCUGCAUUCUGAGAAGAAAAUCCACAGGGACAUAAAAGCUGCCAAUGUGCUGUUGUCGGAGUCCGGUGAGGUGAAGCUAGCAGACUUCGGUGUUGCGGGGCAGCUGACAGACACGCAGAUCAAAAGGGAGACAUUUGUGGGUACACCGUUCUGGAUGGCCCCAGAAGUCAUCCAACAGUCCGCUUAUGACUCAAAGGCUGAUAUUUGGUCUCUUGGGAUUACUGCGAUUGAGCUGGCCAAGGGUGAACCCCCCAACUCCGACAUGCACCCCAUGAAAGUUCUCUUCCAUAUCCCAAAGAAUACACCACCCACCCUCAACGGAGACUUCUCAAAGAUCUUUAAAGAGUUUGUGGACUCCUGUCUUAACAAGGACCCUACGUUUAGGCCAACGGCAAAAGAACUCUUGAAGCACAAGUUCAUCGGUAAACAUGCCAAGAAGACAUCCUACCUCACCGAGUUGAUUGACAGGUUAAAGCGCUGGAAAGCUGAAGGCCACAGUGAUGAAGAAUCCGACUCUGACUCUGACUCGGAGUCCAGCAGUAAGGACAGUGACUCAUCUCCUCCAUGGUCCUUCACCACCGUUCGUAAGAAGCCAAACAAAGGGCAGUCCAAUGGAAUUGAUCAAGAUGUUACGAAGAAAUCAGCCAGUUUAACCACAGUGAUGGCUCCUGUGUUUUCUGAGCUGAAAGCAGAACACAGGGAUGCAGACCGCCUGAUAAAAGGAGUCAUCGAGGAGCUAGAGAAGAGCCUGCAUAUGGCUGAAGACCUCUGCCCGGGAGUCACUGACAAAAUGAUCGGCCACAUCCUGGAAAGAGUGCAGAGGUUCUCUGUGAGUUAGUGCAGUGCCGCACGGGGUCACUCAUAAGACGACACCCAGGAGGAAGGACAUUACAGGGCAUCAGGUUUCCUAAUGUCAGGCCCUCCUCAUCACUGCACCUUAUCACACUUAAACACACUCAAACACAUGUACAGAGGAAGGAGGGCCUUGGAGUUGCACACUAUCUUAUAACCAAAAGGUUUAUGUCUCCCAAAGAAUGACUAUGCAUAGUGUGCUUAAAUGUAUUUAUAUAAUUUUGCCAUGUGCUUUUAAAUUUCUUCAGCUGGUGCCCAAGGAUGUGCGUGUGUGUGUGUGUUACUGUUAUUUUACUUCAUAUUUUAUUUUGAAAGACACAAUGUUGUUACUGAAUAAGUAGAUCUGCGCACAGCAUUAGGCAAAUCUAUCUCACACACACGUAUAUAUAUAUAUAUCUCAAUCCAUCACUUUUAUUUUACCAUUUAAACUUCAAUCAGUAAUAUUUAUGUGUGGGAGAUUUAGCAAAGUCAUUUUGUUUGUCUUGGUUUGGGAUUUCUUUAUAAUGCUCUACACACUGUUACCUGUAGCAUCACAUAACUGCUGUAUUGGAAUGACAAGCAUAUCAUAUCGGUCAAAAACCAAAUAGAAAUACCUCAGUUUAGAUAAAGCAAUCAUUUACAAGAAAACACAGCUUGUGCUUAGUUUAGAUCAAGUUAAGUUUUAUUUUAAACUGCUGGGAAAUAAGAGGAGUUUUGCUGUGCAAAAGCUGCCUCCGCAUCGGAUUCGUAACAAUGGGAAUUAUUUUUAAUUGGCAUGGUCAUUUGUUUAGUUAUUUCUGGAUCUUUUAUAAAUAUACAUAUAUGAUACAUUGCUGUUAGGAUAAAAUUAUCAGCCUUUGUCGUUAAAUAUUUUGCCCUUCAUGCCCACUUUUACAGUUUUUGAGCUAAUAUUUUUAUAGAGUUACUGUACUUUUGAAGGAAAUAUGCACUUGCACACACUUAUCAAAUGUUUUUUUUUUACAUACAGAGCUGUUUUUCUUUACAGACAUUCCAUUUUCUUUGAGUAGAUCUCAAGGGAGCUCAUGGUACCCCGGGGGCAAAAUAUCUACACACAAAAGCAACUGAGCUGCCCAAAAUACCAGCAAGUGAUUUCAAGGUCACCGUAAUAUAGACACAGAAUUCAGGCACUAUAAAAAUGUUUUCUAUGUUUCCUAUAAUAAGGGAUUUUUUUGCCAAGCUGUAAUGAAACAUGUAAGUGUGCCAUCACUGGUAUGGUGGUGAUUUCAUACAUGCUCCUGUUGGCUGGGAGAGAUGAUGCCAACGUUACAUAAACAUCCCAUUGUGCCUAAACUUCACUUCUAUAUGUAUAUGUGAUGUCCUGGUCUUCUCAAACAGCUUUAAAACAAAUGUUUCACACGCGUUGCCAGACUGCUGGAAGAUUUUAGACCAAUAAAGGUGUUUAGUAGAAGAUUUUUAUAUUUCUUUAUAGGUAUGUAGAUGCAGAAGCUAGUUUUGUAAAUUUCUUCAUCAGAGCUUUUGUAAAGUAACGUUGCCGCACAGAAUCUUUCAAGGCUGUAUCAUAUAUAUAUAUAUAUGCUGUUUUUCUUUCUUGUUUGACUUAACUGUUACAGAUUAGUUUUGUUUGGUGUGGCAAAUAAAGAUGUAAAUUAUGA